CGUGCAGUUCGCGUCUCUCGCACAUGCACGCGCAGCGCGCACACGCGUAAUGUGAUUACGCCUCUAUUAGCCCUGCACGCGCGCAGCUGAGCGGAGCGCUGGCGACGGAGCGCGGUCUUCACACGCGCCGCCGAAGAGAUGCGAGGAAUUAAUGGUGCAGUUUUUCUCACGCAGAGCCACUUCAAAAACAGAAGUCACACUCCGAGGAACGUUUCUUGGAUGGUUUAAUAAGUUUGUGGGUCGUGUUAGGCUUUUUGUACUAAGAUGAAAAUGAAAAAAAAUGGCACCUUUUGUCUUCAGUAAUAUGGAAAAAAUGAACCGCCAUCAACCAAAAACAUAAUUUUAGUUGUGAGAGGAAGAGAUUGUGAUUCUCAACAAUGAGUUGUGGCAAUUCGACCAAUGGGACAGGUACAUACACCUUGCUGGUGGCCCUUCCUAUGACCGUCCUGGUGGGGUUUCUCAUCCUCCUCAUUGUCUUUGGCAAUGUGCUGGUGAUAAUCGCAGUGUUUACGAGCCGAGCCCUUCGGGCUCCCCAGAACCUCUUCCUGGUGUCGCUGGCCUCUGCUGAUAUAUUGGUGGCUACUCUGGUGAUGCCGUUCUCGUUGGCCAAUGAGCUGAUGGGCUGCUGGGCCUUUGGGCAGGUUUGGUGCGAAAUCUACCUGGCCUUGGAUGUUCUCUUCUGCACGGCCUCUAUCACUCAUCUGUGUGCCAUCAGUCUGGACAGAUACUGGUCGAUCACGCAAGCCAUCGAGUACAACCUCAAACGCACGCCGCAACGAAUCAAGCGAAUUAUUUUUAUAGUCUGGAUCAUCGCUGCCGUCAUAUCCUUCCCACCUCUGAUUACCAUGACGAAGGAAGAGGGCAAUGACUGCAAAAUCAACGAAAAAACAUGGUACAUUGUUUCCUCUUCCAUCGGCUCGUUUUUCCUGCCUUGCAUCAUCAUGGUCCUCGUAUACAUUCGAAUUUACCAGAUUGCCAAGAAAAGGACCAGAGCGCCACCUGGGGACAGGAAAAUAAAGGAAGCGGGGAAGAAGGAGAGCAAUCUGGAGAAGGAUCUUCAUAAGAAGCACAACGGGAAUCCGAACCCUAAACUGGACGACAAGGGUGAGAUAAAUGGCAUGGACAUGGAGGAGUCGUCCUCCUCUGACCACAAGGUCUCCAACCCUUGCUCCCUCAAGAAGAAGAGCUCAAAAGGAAAGACUAAGCUGUGCCAAAUCAAACCAGGGGAUGGCGACAAGCACGACGUCAUUCAGGCCACCAAAACCAGCAGGUGGAAGGGCCGCCAAAACAGGGAAAAGCGUUUUACGUUUGUUUUGGCGGUGGUCAUUGGCGUGUUCGUCAUCUGCUGGUUCCCAUUUUUCUUCACCUACACGUUGAUGGCAUUUUGCAAAAAAUGCGUGCCAGAAACGCUUUUCAAGUUUUUCUUCUGGUUUGGCUACUGCAACAGCUCUCUCAAUCCCAUUAUAUACACCAUCUUCAAUAAUGACUUCCGAAGAUCCUUCAAGAAGAUUCUUUGCCGGAGAGAUAACAGGAGAGUGGUGUGAACUGGGUUGCCGUGCGUUUUUUCUUCCAUUUUACCUAACCCAAUAUAUCACAUGACGUUUAUAGGAAGUCCCUGUGUAUAGUAAACCAGCAUGUUGUGUCAUUAUACAACAAGAAGAAAAAAAAACAACACCCUUACAUGCUUUGUACAAAUGCAACAAUUCAUGGUUAUGCAAUUACAGCACAAUGCAUAUUCAUCCAUUUCUGAAGUGUAUCGUUGUAUCGUUCUUGAUGUAUAGUGAGUGGUGUAGUUUCAUAACUCUAUUAUUUUGUCAUCUGGAGGGACUUAUUCGAAGACGACGCAUCGAUCGCAAACCAUGCUGCACGUUGUUUAAAAUGUGAAAAACGUUUCAAAAAGGAUUACCAAACUUGGCCUUCAAACUUCACGAGCGUGCUGCAAAACUGUCAAACAACACCACAACUUGCAUGUCGAUGUGUUCUUGCAGGGUUUGUUUAUUUCACUGACAUAUUGUAUGAUUAAUUGUGAAGGUGUUGAUAUUGUUUGGUGGGCUAAUUGUCUUUUUUUUUAUUCCUGCCAGUAACGGUUCGUUUAAAAUCUUGCCGUGGACCAUUAAGCUAAAAGAUGUUGAGCUCGUCUGACUGGAACCUGACAGGCCGGUGUCACAACAUAUUUCUCCAGCUUCUGAUGUAGUUUAUAUCUGUCACCAUAGAUAUAAUGGAUGGAUCUUUAGUACCACAACAAAAGGGAUAGUUACAGUCCAUGACUAAUAAACUGUUUGAUAAACAGGCUGCUGGUUUAACUGGCAAAUUUGUAGAAAUUCACAGCAAAACGAUAAAAAGAUAUCAAAUGACAGACAAUAGAGUUUCUCCAGGUCUUGUGGAGGUCAGGCCUAUUUGCCGUAUUGUUUUUUUUUCCCCUCAUGAUGCGUGCGGUGACCUGAGAUAUCCAGUUGUAGAGAGACGGAGCGAAUGUCCAGUCCAAUUGCCAGAAUGUCGAAAACAAACGUCUUGAAUGACAUCUAAAAACUACCUGUCACUGUGCGUUAUUGCCAUAUCUGAAAAACCUAAUCAUGAUGUAUGACUCACUUUCGAUAUAUUUGGCUGUUUUCUGGUUGUGCUCUCAACGUGUUUAACCACGGAGGUCUGAAAAAAAAAAUGUGUUUGCGCACGCAAAGAGAGAAGACACUCAAAAAAAAUAAAAAAUAAAUAAAUAAAAAGUGCAGAGCCGUUUUUUGUCUGUUAUCAUUCUGGAAAGGCAACUUGAGAAUUUUAUGAAAAGCAAAGCUUUGCUUAUGGUAUCAGACUCUGAAAGAGUUGAAAGUAUCUUCACAGAGGCAAAAUUGUGUUUACCCCAAUGCUUUCACAAACGCAAGGAAAAUAUUGACUGUGAUAAACAUCAGAAUACACACAGUUUUAAAAGUAUAUAUAGCAAUGUCGGUAGGGCAGGGUCAGUAGGGCAGUCAGGGCCAGCAAAGCCUUCUCUGCUGGCCUAAACAUGAUCAGAAUCCCAAAAUAUUUUUCCAUGAAUGUGUAUUAAAUGAUCUUCAGUAGUCUUUAUUUCAUAGCUUUUCUCUUGGUCGUGUCGCUUCCAGUAGUGUAUGUUUAUAUAUCUUUUAUCCAAUCAGAUUUCAGCAAUCGUGUUGCCACAGUCAGAAAUCUGCCUGAGGUCUUCAAAAUCAGCUUAAAAUCAAUAGCAGUGAAAAUGUUGGAUUAACCAAUCAGAUAUCGAGGUGGGCCAUCUAGCAGGUUUACGAUAACAACAGCAUUUUCUCGUCCUUUGAUUGGAUGAUCAGAGAGCGUACCAGUCAAAGCUAGCAAAUGCAUUUGUUUUCACAGUAUUACUGUUUCUUGACUUUCAUACAGUAUAUGCUGUGUACAGUGUGUUAAUGUAGGUUUUCAGUGCAUUCUGAAUAAUAUCCGCCUUCAGUAGUACUGAAUGACCUCAAAAAAGCACGAAACGCACCUUCUCAGCACCUCUGGGAAAGACAAAAAGCCGCUAUGGUGGGAUAAAUGCCACAUAUGCUUUAUGUGUUGUGUUCUGAUGUGAUACGCAAGAUAAAGAAAACAGGUUUAAGUUUCUGUAAGAAUGUCUCCGAGUCGAGCUGUGCUCCGGCACACCAGCGGGAGACUCCAUGUGAUGAUGAGAGUCAUAGUAGUAAGUUAUGUUAAAAAAACAUAACAUUAUGAUUUACGUACCCUCUGUAUGAAUCAUUUUAAUGGUGCUUGUUUUAAGUGGGUUUCUAACUUUAUUAAAAGCAUUCAUUUUUACUAACGUUA
Molecule: messenger RNA, 3780 nt
Organism: Puntigrus tetrazona (Sumatra barb)
Lineage: Eukaryota; Metazoa; Chordata; Actinopteri; Cypriniformes; Cyprinidae
Gene: adra2a
Product: adrenoceptor alpha 2A
Exons: 2
Coding region: 378-1544 (388 amino acids)
Biological process (GO): adenylate cyclase-activating adrenergic receptor signaling pathway
Cellular component (GO): membrane
Molecular function (GO): adrenergic receptor activity
Source: RefSeq, a predicted model, not a curated record